Meloidogyne enterolobii is the source of this 334-nucleotide messenger RNA. The record is from the annotation of a GenBank genome assembly. NCBI's taxonomy places the organism in Eukaryota, Metazoa, Nematoda, Chromadorea, Rhabditida, Meloidogynidae.
CUUUUAGAUUCAACACCUACUCGAGAAGGGAUCUCUUUCCAGAAGCGACAUAAAAAACCUCCAAAAUUACCCAAAGAUUAUGCUGGUGCUCUUUUAAAAUUUAGUGCUCCCACAAUGCAAGCAAUUCGAGCAAUUGAAAAUUCUCGACUUAAAAAUGGGCAAAUUGGAAAUGAUUUUAAAUCACGUCUCUUUGCUAAAUUUGCAACAAAUCAAAGAUUUGCAGAAAUUGUUGAAAAUAAUGCUCCUCCUCCUAAAAAGAUGGUUAGUAGUAGUAUUCAAACAUCUCCUCGUCAAUCACCAAUUCGUUCAAUACCUCAAAAAAGUUGGCGAUUAA